ACUCAGCGACAUGGCUUCAAAGAUUGUUAUCCUUGCUUCCUGCUUGGUCGGCUUGGCCGCAUCCCAUGGCACAAGCCACACUUCUGUUGCAAAACCUCAUCAGGGAGACUAUAAAUACGGAAUCGACCAUUCCUAUCAUGGUCAAUGGUCAGGUGCGGCUCAUCCUCACGGUUACGGCGGAUUGGGAGACGGCCACGGAAGUUAUGGACUUGGAGGAGGCCAUGUGCUAGGAGCUCUCGGCCAGGGCGGACUGGGCGGUCACGGUGGAUUCGGUGGUCAUGGAGGUUUAAGAGGUAGCGGCGGAUUCGGAGGGUACGCUGGACACGGAGGAUUUAGCGGAGCAGGAGUCGGUGGUUUCGGAGGCUAUGGAGGCCACGGAGUACUCGUUGGCACCGGAGGUUUCGGCGAGCAAGGAGGUUAUGACGGACUAGGAGGUUAUGGUGGACAAGGAGGUUAUGGCGGACUUGGAGGUUAUGGUGGACACGGUGGACUCGGUGGAUUAGGACAUGGUGCUUCCAGCUACUCCAACUACAACCUUCACUCGUUCAGUGGAAACGGUCAUGGCCACGGUGGAUGGUGAUGACUACGCUUAACAGAAGGAAUGUCUUGUCAUAUGUUAAUAUACUUAUUUUUGUACUGAAAUAAAAAUAAAUAGUUGUAUUUUUAAGCAAA
Molecule: messenger RNA, 672 nt
Organism: Cimex lectularius (bed bug)
Lineage: Eukaryota; Metazoa; Arthropoda; Insecta; Hemiptera; Cimicidae
Product: glycine-rich protein DOT1-like
Exons: 3
Coding region: 11-580 (189 amino acids)
Source: RefSeq, a predicted model, not a curated record